AGGCCGAGGCCUGAGGGCAGAGCUGUGGGGAUCCCCACAGGACACGGCCCACGCAGCCCACGGGCCCCAGCAGCACCAGGAUGAACCUGAACGCUUUUCUCCAGCAAAUACAGCUCACAGAGAAGCAGGCCAGGGAGAAGAGGAACUUCAUCCAACAAGGUCGCCAUCCUGAGGGGCCUCCCUGUUCCCAGAGGGGUGUCCUGAGGGGAUGUGUGUCAGCAUGGCUGGUUCUUGGCACCUGCACGUUUCUGGAAGGAUGUAACAUUCACAAACUCAGCAUUCUUACAGGUGGUUGUUGUUGUCUUGCAGCUAAAUGCGACAUAAAUAGAGGUUAUGAAAAAAUUAACCAAAUAAAAGAAGAGCUGAGCGCUGCAAAAAUUAACUUAGAAACCAAGGUUCAGCAACUGUCUGUAAAGCAGUUCAAUAUAGAAAUUCUGAAGAAACGCGAAGAGAGCUUAGAAAAACAAAAAGCUGAGCUUAUUAAUCAAAGAACCAGUCUUCUUAACAUUGUGGCAGAUGCAAAGAGAAAAAUUACUGAAGAGGAAGAUAAUUUUACCAGAGAAGUAACAGAGUUUAACAAUGAAUAUGGACUAACAAGUAAUAGAGAUCUUCUUAUUAAGAAGAAAGUCAGGACUGAAAUAAAUGAUUUAGAGAAUGAGGCAGCUCUGUUGAAAAAUGAAAUGGAGUCAAUGGAACAUAAAAAUGUUCAGUUAAAUGCACUCCAGCUGCAGAAGAAUGAAUUAAAGCAGAAUUUAUUUACUCUCCAAAGUGAGCUCAAAGACCUUGAGAAAGCAAUCAGGGAGGCUGAAACAACAACGAAAGAUUUAGAAGCAGAAAAAGUUCAAGUCACUGAAAAACCUCAGACUGAUCCUGAAUGUUUAAGACUUAAGAAAGAAUUGGAAAAAUGCAAAGAUGAUAAUUGGGAAAGCCUCUCUGAGACUCUUCAAACAGAAAUUGAAAUUCUGCAAAUGAAUUUAGCACAAAAAAAGUCUUCAGGGAAGUGAAUAAUAUGUGGCAUAUAAUCUGGAAUGUCAUAGAGGCAAGUCUGAGAAUUUUUAAAUCAUUUUACUCAGGUUCUAUCAGAUAUGCUUCUAUUUUCUGUUUGAUUAAUUCACAGUUUGUAUGUGCCUUUUCUUUUCACUAAAAUAAAAUUUGAUUAAUUUAG
Oenanthe melanoleuca is the source of this 1165-nucleotide messenger RNA. It is a transcript of the gene CCDC172, whose product is annotated as coiled-coil domain containing 172. The record is from RefSeq and is a predicted model, not a curated record. Bases 81 to 1004 code for a protein of 307 amino acids. Gene Ontology annotation, cellular component: cytoplasm. The transcript is spliced from 7 exons. Lineage: Eukaryota; Metazoa; Chordata; Aves; Passeriformes; Muscicapidae.